This is a messenger RNA of Cygnus olor (mute swan), 6189 nucleotides long. It is a transcript of the gene NLK, whose product is annotated as nemo like kinase. The transcript is spliced from 12 exons. The coding region runs from base 3099 to 4550 and encodes 483 amino acids. Gene Ontology annotation, cellular component: cytoplasm; nucleus. Gene Ontology annotation, molecular function: MAP kinase activity; ATP binding. The record is from RefSeq and is a predicted model, not a curated record. Gene Ontology annotation, biological process: intracellular signal transduction; protein phosphorylation. Lineage: Eukaryota; Metazoa; Chordata; Aves; Anseriformes; Anatidae.
UGCAGCAGCUGCUGCAGUUAAAGCGCACCAUCAUCAGCACUCACAACAUCCACAACAGCAACUGGAUAUUGAGCCGGACAGACCUAUUGGAUAUGGAGCCUUUGGUGUUGUCUGAAAGUUGGCUUCACUUGUUUCUCUUGGCAGAACGAGGUUUAGAGUGGUGAAGAGCAACCUCCCGUUAACAGGCCACACCGCCAGUCUUCUUUAAGAUGAACGCAGCGUGUUUACAUGCCUUCUGUGCAUUUAAUUAGAAUAUGUAUUCUGUUUAGCUAAGCUGUACUUCCUAAAAUUUCAGGUUAACAAAUGAGUAUUAGAAUAUAUGUUUUGACCUGACAUAAGAGCUGGAAAUUGAAAGCGUAUGAAAAUGUCUUCCUCCUUCAGUUACCUGUCAAGAUCUUUGUCUAGGAGACGGCUUGACCUGCAGUGGUAUGCUAUAUGCUGCCUACAACAGAAUAUCUGAACUUUGCUCUCCUCUCAUAAAUGUAAAUGGGAUUUUCUGUCUACUGUACUACUGCCUACAGCUCUUUUAUUCCCCCAGCUGCUGUUUCAGAGGAUUUUGUCAGUGGAUCGUAAUCUCUUCUAAUAUAUUUUGUGACCACCUUAAUGUAAUGUAUGCAAUUAUUGCCCUUCAGGAUCACUGAAGCGAAGCUAGAGUGAUUUUUGAGUAGUUUUUUAUAAGCCUUUGCCAGACUUACCCUGUUCCGUAAAGCUUUGUGGAACCAUAGGAGAUGCCUGGGUUUUGUUUUUGAGAGCAAGCGUACUGCAGCACGCUUCCUGUGCAGGGAACACCAAGUCUGAAGUGGGUAACUGUGGCGCGUCCCUGCAGAGCUUGCCUCGGCGCUCGGUCGGUGUGACUUUGUGUUGCGUGAGGAGUUCUGCUUCAGGUACUGCCCGUGCUUGGACUGUACCGAGGCAGAAGUGCCGUGCGCCUGGGGUCGUGGCCGCUGGCGGCGUGCAGCGCAGAGAGCUUCGCGGUACGGGGCUGGGAGCACGGCACGGUAGUUCCUCGCCCCUGCCCUGGCACGGGUCACAGCAGUAUUUGCAAUAAACCGUCUUUUCUAGGAGAACCGACGGGCUAGGCGUAGCUUGGUGUUAGAGCUGAUCCUGUGCCCCUGAACUCAGCAGGUCCAGGAAGUUCAGCUAAACGCUGACUUUUCAAAGUCGGGGGGUGCUGUUGUGCAGCCGGCGCUGUGCUGCUCUCGCUGCGAUAGCGUACAGAAGUCUAUGAAAGAACGGAAACUGAGAAGAAAUCUUUAAAAUACGUAUCUAAAGAUUAUUUCCAUCUGCUUGUGUAUUUAUUUCUGGAUAAAGUGUUUUUUUCUCUUUAAUCUUAAUUGUUACAGGCUGGCUUAAAUGUAGGGUGUUAUGUAAGAUCAGACCUCGUUAUCGUUCGUUUCUAACAUUUUGUUUACCUCUGCAUAUUUCCUGGGGAUCUUUAUUUUUCUCAAUUUUAUUUGCCAAAAAAGAUCUUUGCCAGGAGAGAUCUCUUUUGUAAUAUUCAGUAGAAUAAAAGGUUACGUUUGCAUAUUUAAAUAUCAUAUCAUUAAGAAUGCUGAGGAAAAAAUGUGUAGAAAUAAGGAGGGUCUGCAGGGACUGAUGUUGGGCAGGGUGCUGCCAGAAGUGCCCCUUGGUCCCCAGACCCCUGGCUGUCCAGCUGCACCCACACAAACAGGAAUUGCCACUGGUGAGACUGUGCUUGCAAAGUUGUAACUACAGCUUUUACUUCAAGAUAACAAUAGUUUUGUGGCCUUUUUAUUUUUUUAAAGGUCAUGGGGGUGUUAAAUGAACUAAAAGCAGAAGCCUGGAGGUCAGAUCUCCUUGGUAAAGUCGUAACUCUGUACAGACUGAGAACAUAAUCGGCUGAAAUCCAGUUUCUCUUUGCUCACGUGUGUUUGAGUUCUGUGGUCACUGUUAGGCUUUUGGCAUCUCGUAUUAACUACUGCAAGUGAAUGGGUACUGCAUUUGGGAGUCUGCGCGUCAGCAAGAGUUAAGCUGAAUUUUAGAUUUCAUUCAAACCGUGAAAGCAUGCCUGUGUAAUUUAAUUCCGGCUGUAUAAGAUAAUGGAACUGAACAUAAACAUUGAGUUGGGUAUUUACACUUCGGGUUAACUUAGACAUGAAGAAAUGCAUACUUUGGUGCAAAUGUAACGUGAAAUUUUCAGCAAGAUAAGGCCUAAGCUGCUUGUGAAUAAGGAUUCUGUUGCGUAGCUGUCUCUCUUCCUGAGCACUUACCGGCACUGAUAAAUAACUGAAAAGUUCAUAUAUGUAUUGGGGGAAACUGGUGUUAUUCGACAGGCAGUUAAGUAUUUGAAGGAGUAGUCUUUCAUCUCACUGCUGCGAUGUGUCAUCGCGUUGUCUAGAAAGAUGCAGCUUGUCCUGCAGUUAGGCUUAGCUCCUCAGAGAAGCCAUCGGCAGGGAGCGGUACCGAGUUUCCCGUUAGGUUACUGGGAGAGAUUUUGUCUUGGCGUUGAGUUAGCGUUCGUCAUUAGCUCGUUUGUCUGGUGCUUUAUGAUGUGUUGGGGUUGCUAAUGUGCUGCUGGAGUUUGUCACUCACGAAGAGCUGAAGCAUCGUGCUUCAGCAUUUUCAUGAUUAACUCCUGCGGGCUGCACUCUCAGUUGUGUACACAGGCUGUGUCCGUGAUUAUCUAGACACCAGUAGGUCCUAAAUGAACUGUCCUGGGCACCUCUCCUGUGACUGAGUGUUGAUUUUAACAUGAACUUCACCCAAACUGGCGAAGUAGAAAGGAAUCUCUUCAACAGUCACCGUUAAAUUGCUGCCUUGAUAGAGCAAGGGUUUGAAGUUGGCAUUGCGCGUGCUAUCGCCGCGCCGAGCCUCGCUGUUCCUGCACACGCAGAAGCGUGGGGGUGGCAGGGGAGGUGCAGAGGCAGGAGGCGUACGGGGGCCUCCCACCAGCUCCUGCAGAUUUGCUUAGUGUUCUGCUCUGGCGGAGGGCCGAGAGCUGAGCUGUGUACCUGUCCUGCUGACAACAUCUUAAAAUACUGGGGAAAUAAAGCCAGAUUUUAGUUUCAGUGAAAGCUCCGUGCCCCACGUUUCAAAACGUGUAUCUGGUGUUGGGAAGCCUUGUGUAUACCCUAAGAAUGAGGAGCUGUCCUUUGCAGAAGUGCUCCCUGUUUUGGUGGGCAGACGUGCUACUGCCAUCUGGUGGGAUCCUUAAAAAUAAGAGAGAGAAAAAAUGCCGUGAAGCUGGCUCGGGAGUGAGGGGCGAAGACUCGAUACAUCUGCAAGAGGAGCUCGUGCUGCUUUCAUGCCAAGUGCCGAGAGCAGAGGAAAACUGCAGCUCCCGUGGAGGCAGGCGGGGAAGGAUUACUUUUGUUGCUGGUUCAAGCUGCUGGGAUUGUAUGGGAAGGUCUCGCUGGUUGGGGUACGUCCACUCCCUGAGGGUAAGAACCUGCGCCUCUGUAAGGUCAGUAACAGAUCCACGAGAUGGAAAGAGAGUUGCACUCAAAAAGAUGCCCAACGUCUUCCAAAAUUUGGUCUCUUGUAAAAGGGUCUUCCGGGAGUUGAAGAUGUUGUGUUUUUUUAAGCAUGACAAUGUACUCUCAGCCCUCGACAUACUCCAGCCUCCACACAUUGACUAUUUUGAAGAAAUAUAUGUUGUCACUGAAUUGAUGCAGAGUGACCUCCAUAAGAUUAUCGUCUCUCCUCAGCCACUCAGCUCGGAUCAUGUCAAAGUUUUUCUUUACCAGAUUUUAAGAGGUCUGAAAUAUCUACAUUCUGCUGGCAUUUUACAUCGAGACAUUAAACCAGGGAACCUACUUGUGAACAGCAACUGUGUUCUUAAGAUUUGUGAUUUUGGAUUGGCCAGGGUGGAAGAAUUAGAUGAAUCUCGUCACAUGACUCAGGAAGUUGUCACUCAGUAUUAUCGAGCUCCAGAAAUCCUGAUGGGCAGCCGUCACUACAGCAAUGCUAUUGACAUCUGGUCUGUAGGCUGUAUCUUUGCAGAAUUACUUGGGCGAAGAAUAUUGUUUCAGGCACAGAGUCCCAUUCAGCAGUUGGAUUUGAUCACAGACCUGUUGGGAACACCAUCACUGGAAGCGAUGAGGACAGCUUGUGAAGGCGCCAAGGCACACAUACUCAGGGGUCCUCAUAAACAGCCAUCCCUUCCUGUCCUAUAUACACUUUCCAGUCAAGCUACUCAUGAAGCAGUUCAUCUCCUUUGCAGAAUGUUGGUCUUCGAUCCAUCCAAAAGAAUAUCUGCUAAGGAUGCCUUAGCUCACCCAUAUCUUGAUGAAGGGCGGUUGCGAUACCACACUUGUAUGUGCAAAUGCUGUUUUUCCACAUCUACUGGAAGAGUUUAUACUAGUGAUUUUGAACCCAUCACUAAUCCCAAAUUUGAUGACACUUUUGAAAAGAACCUCAGUUCUGUUCGUCAGGUUAAAGAAAUAAUUCAUCAGUUCAUUUUGGAACAGCAGAAAGGAAACAGAGUACCUCUCUGCAUCAACCCUCAGUCUGCUGCUUUUAAGAGCUUUAUUAGUUCCACAGUUGCUCAACCGUCUGAGAUGCCGCCAUCUCCACUGGUUUGGGAGUAAAGUGGAAGAUAAUAUACUACUGAAGAUGUAAUGUAGCUUUCCACUGGAGUCUGGGAUUUGCAAUUCUGGAGGUUAAUCAUGCUUGUACUGUAAUUUUACUAAUGAAGUUUUAAAUUAACAACCACUACUUGUACAAUAUGAAUAAUAUUUAGAAAUGUACUAGACUUUUAAUCUUGUAAAGUGGUUGUGCUUUUAGAAGAAAAUAUUUUACCCAGAGUUGCACGUGUUUUAUGAAUUCUAGUGCAGCUGUGAUGGCUCAGCUCAGAACAAACAGAAUUGAACCAAAUUUGGGAAGGAUUUUUUUCUUUUUUUUUUUUUUUUUAAUCAAAGAGAGAUUGUACAAAAAGAUAGACAUUUUGAUAUUGAGCCAUUCCUGAAGAUUUGGGGUUUUCUAAAACUAAGGAAUACAGAAAACUUGACUGCGACCAAUCAUGAAGUCAUGUCAGAUGACAGUGACCACGGUAGGUGGGCAUGUCACCUGGUGAUCCAAUCUAUAAAUAGCUUCUCACUAGAGCUGUGAUGGUGAUGUGUGCUGUUCUAAAAUCAGAUGUUGUGAGUAGAGAGAAUGAGUUUGUGACUAGGAGAGACUAAACUUCUGUUUCCUUACCCAGUAUAAAUAUAUAUAUAUAUUUAAUCUAUUUUUAUUAGAAGUUUUUUCUGCUCUUUCUUACAUAAAAACCCCCCAGCAUGCAUCUUCUAUGUGUGUAAAUAAUUCCAUUUAUGGGCUAAUUUCAGAGAUCCCUGACAUCAUUGCUGUAUAGAGAGAAACUAGCUUGCACAUUUUAGGUCUGUGAAAUUUUGUGAGAAUUUUUUCCUGCACUGGACAGUUGAGAGAAAAAAAAAAAGGAAAGGAAAAAAAAGCACAUAGGGAAUUAUGUUAAUUGUGUUUGUGUCUUUAGGCAAAGCUGUGGAAGUCUUGAAAUGUCACAGUAGUAAAUAACUUUUAUUACUUUUUGGCUAAUUCUUUUUCUGUUGGAACACUGAAUUCUGUGCAUAUGUAUAUAUGAACACAAAUUGAAGGCCUCUACCUCCUGGAGUAUACAACUUGGUUUGUUUACCUCCACAUGAUUUUUUUUUUUUAAGUUCAGUGUGGAGACUUGAAACUUGAAUGUCCCUUCCAACUUUUAUAUUUAAAACAAGACUAGAAAAUUGAAGACUGUUUUUCACCUGUACAAAGAAAUAUUAAAGGGUGGUCUUAAAAUUUGAACAUUGGUCUGGAGAAAAACCAUGGUGUUUGUUACGGACAAUUAACUGUUAAAGUUAUUGUAAGUUAUCUGUAUUUAGCAGAGUAUUUUCAACGAGUGAUCUGAGCUGAAAUUGGAGACUAUUAGUAAGUUAUGUUUGGAAGUUUUAACUUCAAUGAAGUAAUUAUUUGCUGUGAAAGAGACAAACAUUGAAUAACUGAACAAAGAUGGUGCAAUAUCUUUGUUUUUUAUGAGGCUCCUGAGAAUAAAACCAACUGAAGCAUUUCAAUUCACUUGAAUGAGAAACGUGUUUAAUUAAAAGAGCCCAAGAAGACACUGGUAUGAAAGGUAAAAUCUCAGAGGUUGGUCAGUUAAUGUGGCACACUUGCUGGUCACUUUGUAAAAUGUAGAUUUGAAGUACAGUGGUGAAAACAUUAAAUGUGACAUUUGAAAAA